Messenger RNA from Lodderomyces orthopsilosis Co 90-125, 1191 nucleotides. RefSeq lists its product as uncharacterized. NCBI's taxonomy places the organism in Eukaryota, Fungi, Ascomycota, Pichiomycetes, Serinales, Debaryomycetaceae. The transcript has a single exon. The record is from RefSeq and is a predicted model, not a curated record. The coding region runs from base 1 to 1191 and encodes 396 amino acids. Gene Ontology annotation, biological process: sphingosine biosynthetic process. Gene Ontology annotation, cellular component: intracellular membrane-bounded organelle; membrane; cytoplasm.
AUGUUCAAUUCCAGGUGUUUCUUUAACCACACUACGUAUACAAUGUCACAGAAGAUAUACUUCGAGCCCAACCAUCUUGAAAUUGAAUUGAUCCAAGAUGACACUUCAUAUGAAUACAAGGGAAAGCAAGUGGAUAGACUGGAAGCAGCCACAAUCGUCAAAACUAUCCCCAAGAGCUUAAUUGAAAAAGGCGUUUACAUAAUCGACUCAAUUAACUCUGGGAUUGGUCGAUCUGAUAAAAAAAACCUUUACACGCAUAUAAUCAAACCUUUAUUUGAAUCAUUAAAUAUAAAGUAUCAACAUUUCAAGACGGAGAGUGCCAGUUCAAUCAGCGAAUUUGCUUCCAACUUUCAAGACCGUGACGCCACAAUUAUUUUCCUCAGUGGAGAUACGUCUAUUACGGAAUUCAUAAAUGCGCUCAACCCAUCAGACUCGGGCUCAAUUUCAAUUUUCCCUAUUCCCGUUGGAACCGGUAACAGUUUUGCUUUAUCCUUGGGAUUGACCGACCCCUUAACAUCGAUUGUACUGUUAUUGCAAGCUGAAAGCGUCGCACCGUUAUACCUAUAUACCGCUGAUGUCCCCACGGGUACUCGUUAUUUGAUACAAGAUGAACUAAAAGAAGAAGUUGACUCACCUACACAUUUUAUCGUUGUCUUUUCAUGGGCAUUUCAUGCAAGUUUGGUCGCCGAUAGUGAUACCCCGGAGUUACGCAAACAUGGGAUUCAAAGAUUCAAAAUAGCUGCUCAGAACAACUUGAGUAGGGAGCAGAAAUAUGAAGCGGACUUUUUAAUCAAUGACGAGGUAAUCGCUGGUCCGUUUGCCUACUGGGUGUUAACUCCGUCGAGAAGAUUCGAACCAACAUUUGAUAUUUCACCUAAAGGAAAUAUCUUUGACGACAAUCUAUACUUGAUUGCAUUUCGUACAAAACCCAAUGAUGAUAGUUAUAUAAUGGAUAUUAUGAAACAAGUGUAUGAUGGAGGGAGCCAUACAGAGAACCCAGAUGUAAUUUAUCGCCAAAUUACGCCCAAAGACAAAGUACAAUUGAAGUUAAAGAAUUCAAAGCAGUUGCUUAAGAGAAGAUUUUGUGUCGAUGGAAGUAUCAUUGCCCUUCCUUCUGCUGAAGAGAGUACUGUUACAAUACAAGUGAAGGACAAUACGUUAGGUGAGUGGAAGUUGUAUAUAUUACAUUAA